Molecule: messenger RNA, 3724 nt
Organism: Python bivittatus (Burmese python)
Lineage: Eukaryota; Metazoa; Chordata; Lepidosauria; Squamata; Pythonidae
Gene: NMD3
Product: NMD3 ribosome export adaptor
Biological process (GO): ribosomal large subunit export from nucleus
Cellular component (GO): nucleus; cytoplasm
Molecular function (GO): ribosomal large subunit binding
Source: RefSeq, a predicted model, not a curated record
GGAAAUAGAAUGACAGGCGUUCUCGCGAGAGUUGCGUCGUUUUUCUCGGACCUGGAGUGAGCGGUGGGCCGCUGCUCGUGAAAGAGAGUGAGUAAGACCGAGGACGCGAGAGCGCGACCGGUUGGUCUGCGGGCUGCGACGGAACGCGCGGGUGUCAGUGUUUGUAUCUUUGGAGAAUCACAUGUGGAACAGAAAAUGGAAUAUAUGAGAGAGCACACUACACUUCACCAGGGGAACAUCUUAUGCUGCCAGUGUGGCAUUGCAAUCCCGCCAAACCCAGCCAACAUGUGUGUAGCCUGUUUAAGGACUCAAGUGGAUAUCACAGAGGGAAUCCCUAAACAAGUCACUAUUCAUUUCUGCAAACAAUGUGAAAGAUAUCUUCAGCCACCAGCAGCUUGGCUACAGUGUGCUUUGGAAUCAAGAGAACUUCUUUCAUUAUGCCUUAAAAAAAUUAAAGCUUCUCUUAGUAAGGUUCGGUUGAUUGAUGCAGGAUUUGUAUGGACUGAACCUCACUCCAAAAGACUUAAAGUCAAACUGACUAUACAAAAAGAGGUAAUGAAUGGUGCAAUUCUUCAGCAAGUCUUUGUAGUAGAGUAUAUUGUUCAGUCUCAAAUGUGUGAAGACUGCCAUCGAGUUGAAGCUAAGGACUUCUGGAAAGCAGUGGUUCAAGUUAGGCAGAAGACACUACAUAAAAAGACUUUCUAUUAUUUGGAGCAAUUAAUUUUAAAACACAGGCUUCACCAGAACACUCUUCGGAUCAAAGAGAUUCAUGAUGGUCUGGAUUUCUACUAUGCUUCCAAGCAGCAUGCUCAGAAAAUGGUGGACUUCCUUCAGUGUACUGUACCUUGUAGAAUUAAAUCAUCACAGCGUUUGAUUUCUCAUGACAUUCACAGCAAUACGUAUAAUUACAAAAGCACUUUCUCUGUUGAGAUUGUUCCAGUAUGUAAGGACAACGUUGUGUGUUUGUCACCAAAACUGGCUCAAAGCCUUGGUAAUAUGAGCCAGAUUUGCAUUUGUAUCCGGGUAACCAGUGCCAUUCACAUUAUUGAUCCAAAUACAUUGCAGAUUGCAGAAAUAGAUGGAAACACAUAUUGGCGCCAUCCUUUUAAUAGCUUGCUGCAUCCAAAGCAGUUGGAAGAAUUUAUUGUAAUGGAUAUCAGUAAGAUCUGUGAACAGAAGCAAGGUGCUGGUGCAGGCAUGAAAUCCAAUAAGCAUACCCUUGCAGAAGCCUGGGUUCAGAAAACAUCAGAGCUGAAUACAGACCAUCAGUAUUUCUGUCGUACUCACUUGGGGCAUCUUCUGAAUCCUGGGGAUUUUGUACUGGGCUUUGAUUUGGUUAAUUGUAAUCUGAAUGAUGAAUUUGCAAACAAGAUGAAUCCCCAUAGUGUUCCUGAUGUGGUUUUGAUUAAAAAAAGUUAUGACCGCACUAAGCGUCAACGUCGCAGAAACUGGAAACUGAAAGAAUUACAAAGAGACCGAGAUAACAUGGAUACAGAUGAUGAAAGACAGUACCAAGACUUCCUGGAAGAUCUAGAAGAAGAUGAAACAAUUAGAAAAAAUGUCAAUAUUUAUAAAAAUCCAGUCAUUCCAGUGGAAAGUGACAUAGAUGAUGAUAGUAUUCCCCAAAUCAGUCUCACUGAAAUGCUGGAAGACCUUCAGAUAUCUCAAGAUGCUACAGGUGGAGAAGGUGCUGAUAUGCUGAUGGAAUAAGUUAGGAGAUCUUGUUAACUGAAUUUUGUCCUCCCUUGAAAAAUAGUCAUUAAGAAAUCUGUUAUAGGCAUUCUUGACCUGCAAAGCCAAUAAUAUUGGUAAGAUUUGCAGGAGGUUAAGAAACAAAUGCUCCUGAAAGUUUUAAUGGUUAAUAAAAAGGAAAAUAUAGUAGAUUUAGGAUUUUUUAAAAUUAUGUAUCAAAUUGAUAUGUAUCUUACUGUAUAAAACAAUGCUUCAAUGAUUUCAAUAUCUGCAUUCAGGACCUUAGGGCUGUUAGUGUUGAAAGAUACUCCAGAUCAGCUUUAAGAAAAUUCAAAUAUAUUUUAAACUGGUCCUUUAGAUACAUCAUGUCUUACAGCCAGCAAAUGUAUGAAAUCUGAUUAAUUCAAAUUAGGAAGUGAAAAGUUUGUACUGAGAUUGCUUCAGAUUAUUUUAAAAUAUUUAAAUUGUUUAGAAUGUAGACCAAAUAGCUGGUUUAACAUAUUGCAGUAAGCUUUAAUGAGGUUUGAAUUAUUUUAGCUUAGUAUACUUUAUGAAUUCAUCUCUGGUGGAAGCACAAUGACAUCAAAAUGAUGUCCUAUGAGGCAUGAGAUUAUCAUGCAGAUGAUGCAAAGAGACAGAUUAUAAUUUAUGUAAUUCAUGCCAUUUGCGUUAUGACAUCAUGCUGCAUGAGAUGUCAUUUCUCUUCUCUCCCCAGCCAUUGUAAUUUAUAAGCCAUGUUUUAUGGUUUAGGACUAUAUGUGAAUUCAGCCAAUUUUAGUCAGUAAACCAUGGUUAAUUAAAUUUUGGUUUAGUGUGAUAUAUGAACCCAACAGUUAAGCAAAACAAAUAUCUUAGAAAUUUAUUUGUGUCCUUCACCUCUUUAGGAAUUCUGGGGGUUGAAAUCCAGAUAGAUAGAUAGAGAGUGCCCAGGCUGGAGAAAACUAUGCUAACUUCUCUAACAGGGUAUAAUUCUUCAGUCUUCUCUUGAGGUUAGAAAUAGGUUCAUGAAGUAAAAAGGAGCAUCAGUGCUACAGAUUUGAAAAAUACCUACUUUGUAAAAUAUUUUUUUAUUUGAGCAACAUAUUCUCAUUGGUGGAAGUUACAAAAGUAGACAUAAACCACAUACAUGCAUUUCUUAAAAGUAUACUGUAUUAAGUUCACAGCAUGUUCAUGGUAUAGAAAAGGCUAACUGCUUCUGAUCCUGCUUUUUUGAGAUGUCUUGUUAUCUGUUUUAGUUGAUCUUUGAAGAAUACCAAGGAAGUCUUUUUUUCUUAUUUCCAUAAGCUGAUUAUGCAUGCCUAGGCACAGCUUUUAGAAUACUAAUUCAUGACUACAUAUACUAAACUAUGCAGUGAGAUUUCACAACUACUUAUCUAAAAUGUAGGCAUGUAGAAAGGUGUGACACCUGUGUUUAUGAAAGCAGAAUGGAAAAAUCUAGGACUUUUCUUCUUGCUGAAUCAUUUAUUUUACAGAUGUGGCGUAAUUUUGGGAAACUAUCAUAAGGAGUCUGUACCAAUAAUUUUUUUCUGUUGCGUUUCAAGAUCUCUCUCUUCCUUGAGUUGAGGCAGUAUGGAAUAGUUUCUUAAUGAAAUGAUAAAAAACAAUGAACGUAAAAUAAAAUACACCAUAAAAUAAUUGAGAUACAAGAUUGGUGUAUAAUACAACAUUUCAGAGUAAUUAAAUAAAAAUGGCAUCAUUGCUGAAAGGGUUUUUAUAGUAAAAGUGCAUUUCUCAAUCCAUGUAAUGAUAUUUGGAGCUAUAGUAUUUAAAUCUCAUUACUUCCAUAAAAUUUCACUGUAAACAUUACUGGCACAGCAAGUGUUACAUCAAAGAAGCCUUAGCAAUUAUGCUGUUGAACUUGUAAACAUUGCUUCACUGUUUUAGUGAUAACUACCUUUCUCUAUUAAAAUAUCUCAAGAUCUAGCUAUUCAUCAAGUUGAUAAUGUGUUUCCAUUCCAUCUCCUAUCUUGUAAACUAUAAAUCAGAUGUCUAUAUUAUAUUGCUUCUGCAUCAUAAACAGUUGAGAAAUGUC